Molecule: messenger RNA, 998 nt
Organism: Drosophila miranda
Lineage: Eukaryota; Metazoa; Arthropoda; Insecta; Diptera; Drosophilidae
Product: focadhesin-like
Exons: 3
Coding region: 23-679 (218 amino acids)
Biological process (GO): regulation of post-transcriptional gene silencing
Source: RefSeq, a predicted model, not a curated record
GGGCAUCGCCUACGACUUCCUCAUGACCUACAUCUUCAAGCUGGCCCACGAGAACAAUCCUGAGCUGCAACUGGAGUUGCUUCAAGGUCUGCCCCAUUUUGCCGUAUCCAAGGACAACGUGCCCAUGAUUCUGAACACCAUUCGAAUUUUGUCCACCGAGAAUGGUACCUUCUGUGUGGACCUGUAUCUACGACUGUGGCGCGUGGAGUCGAGCACCUAUCCCUUCCUGCUGAAGCAAGUGGCUCAACCGCUGCCGGAGGGCGAUAAGCGCUGGGAGCUUCAAGUAGCCCGAGCACAUGCCAUGCGGGAAAUCUGCCAGGAAAAGCCAACAUUGCAUGGAUCGGAGCUGCUACCUCACCUUAGCAAUACGUUAAACAGCUGCACCGAUGAAUCGGGGGAUCUGGCUACGUCUCUGGCGUUGGAUGCUCUUUAUGCCUUGUGUGACAGCCACACUGUCAAUAUUGCUUCCACCUGGCACGCUCUGGGCAGCAAGUUUCGCGGCGAACAGCGUCCACAGACCCUUAGGUCUCUGUACCAUUUCUUUGGCUUGGUUCCGCUGCUGCAGACACCCACACUGGAGUACGAGAAAGUUGCGGAUGAUGCCCUAGAGCAGCUGUGGCAGGCCAUCAGUCGACCGGGAACAGAUGCGGCACAGGUUCGCAAUGCUCUGGCAGCCUAAAGAGCUAUGAGCCAGGAAGCACGCUCAACCUGCAGCACAUUCCGGCUCAGUUUCGUUUUGAGAUUGUCGGUGGAGCAGUGGGAGGACUUAGUGGCCGAGAGGUGGUGAAUCUGCAGAAAGAGACCGUCCCCGGCGAGGUGUGGGUGCAGCUACUACAGAAGAUUCGCCCGGAAUGUGGAGAUGCAGCAGCUGAUCUGAUUUCCCAUCACAUAAGCAACGAAAUAAACGGCUUUCGGAGCGGAGUCUACCGCCUGCCCGAGGGCAAGCCGGAGCCACGCAAGCUAGUGGGUUUGUUCGGGACCAGCCCGCUCCGUGCAGU